Messenger RNA from Erigeron canadensis, 309 nucleotides. Its product is annotated as putative ripening-related protein 1. Bases 1 to 309 code for a protein of 102 amino acids. The record is from RefSeq and is a predicted model, not a curated record. Lineage: Eukaryota; Viridiplantae; Streptophyta; Magnoliopsida; Asterales; Asteraceae. The transcript has a single exon.
AUGACGAUUAAUAGCUUCGAGAAGGGUGGGGACGGUGGUGGGCCAUCUGAGUGCGACGAACAAUACCACUCAAAUAACGAACGUAUCGUGGCAUUGUCCACUAGGUGGUACAAUAACGGGCAUAGAUGCUUAAAGUAUAUCAAUAUAUAUUAUCGCAAUAGAAGUGUACGAGCCAAGGUCGUUGACGAGUGUGACUCCAACGACGGGUGCAAUGACGAUAUCGUGGACGCGUCUAAUGCGGUUUGGGUUGCCCUUCAGGUGUCGAGGAGUGAAUGGGGGGAGACACAAAUUACUUGGUCAGAUGCAUAA